AUGGCGCCGAUGUUGGCACCGCUGAAAUGCGGCUUUCACUUCCAAAGACGAAAGCUGGCGCUGCUCGUUCGCCAGACGAGCUCGCAUCACGUUUGGAGCCAGCGCGGCGCCGACGACGGGAGACAUUACAAGCGACAAAACUCAUAUGUGCUGAGCUCCCUUCCACACCUACGGACAGCGACAUGGAGCACAAACAGAAUGGAGAGCAGUCGGCGGAUUUUAGAGGGAGCCAAACAUUCGCAGGUCAUGGACAAGCGGACAUGUUGGCACGGCAACGCGGGCAGCGGUUUGAGUGCAGACCCCAAAAAUGUGCUGAAAGAAGUGAAUUCUGCCAAGAUUCUCUCUGCAAUGAUGACCUACGUGUGGCCAAAGGACCGGCCCGACCUGCGGGCGCGCGUCAUCAUUUCGCUUGGCCUUCUAGCGGGAGCUAAGCUCACCAAUGUGAUCGUGCCCUUCAUGUUUAAGUAUGCGGUGGACGAGCUUAACCAGAUGUCGGGACACAUGCUGAACCUGAGCGACGCGCCAAACACCGUGGCUACCAUGGCGACGGCCAUGCUGAUAGGCUAUGGUGUCUCUCGGGCUUGUGCGGCGUUCUUUAACGAGCUGAGGAACAUUGUGUUCGGCAAAGUGGCCCAAAGCUCCAUCCGCCGCAUCGCCAAGAACGUCUUUCUGCACCUGCACAACCUGGACCUGGGCUUCCACCUGAGCCGCCAGACGGGGGCGCUGUCCAAGGCAAUCGACCGCGGCACCAGGGGCAUCUCCUUUGUGCUCAGCGCGCUCGUCUUCAAUCUGGGACCCACCGUCUUCGAGAUGGCCCUCGUCAGCGGCAUUUUGUAUUACAAGUGCGGCGGACAGUUUGCAGCAGUGGCCUUGGGCUCCUUGUCAGCGUAUACUAUUUUCACAAUUCUUGUUACUCAGUGGAGGACUCGCUUCCGCAUUGAGAUGAACAAAGCAGACAACGCAGCAGGAAAUGCAGCUAUUGACUCACUGCUUAACUACGAGACUGUGAAGUACUUCAAUAACGAGAAGUACGAAGCUCAAAGGUACGACGAGUUCCUGAAGCUCUAUGAGUCAUCCUCUUUAAAAACCACAUCGACGCUCGCCAUGCUCAACUUUGGCCAGAGUGCGAUCUUCAGUGUUGGCCUCACUGCAAUCAUGUUGCUGGCAAGCAAAGGCAUUACAGCAGGUACCAUGACUGUGGGAGACUUGGUGAUGGUGAACGGCCUGCUCUUCCAGCUCUCCCUUCCCCUCAACUUCCUGGGCACAGUGUACCGAGAGACCAGGCAGGCUCUCAUAGACAUGAACACUCUGUUCACCCUGCUCAGCGUCGACACAAAGAUCAAGGAGAGGAAUCUCGCCCCGCCGUUAAUCGUCACACCACAGGACGCCACGAUCCGCUUUGAGGACAUCUAUUUUGAAUACCUAGAGGGCCAGAAAGUCUUAAAAGGGGUGUCCUUUGAAGUGCCCGCUGGGAAGAAGGUGGCUAUAGUUGGUGGCAGCGGCUCAGGGAAGAGCACCAUUGUGCGGCUGCUGUUCCGCUUCUAUGAGCCCCAGCAGGGUAACAUCUACAUCGCGGGGCAGAAUAUCCGAGAAGUCAGCCUGGACAGCUUGAGGAAGGCUUUGGGAGUCGUACCUCAGGAUGCCGUUCUCUUCCACAACACCAUCUUCUACAACCUGCAGUACGGCAACAUAAACGCUACAGCGGAGGAGGUGUACCAAGUGGCACGUUUAGCAGGCCUACAUGACGCUAUCCUCAGGAUGCCCCAUGGCUAUGACACCCAGGUUGGAGAGCGGGGCCUCAAGCUGUCAGGCGGGGAGAAGCAGCGCGUCGCCAUCGCCCGCGCCGUCCUCAAGAACCCGCCCAUCCUCCUGUACGACGAGGCGACAUCGUCCCUGGACUCCAUCACCGAAGAGAACAUCCUGAGUUCAAUGAAGGAGAUGGUGAAGGACCGGACGUCGCUGUUCAUCGCCCACCGGCUCUCCACCAUCGUAGAUGCAGAUGAGAUCUUGGUGCUGGAUCAGGGCAAAGUGGCAGAGCGAGGCAGCCACCACGCCCUCCUCGCCACCCCCGGCAGCUUAUACGCCGAUCUGUGGAACGCCCAGAACAGCAAAAUCCUGAGCGGCGGCAGGAGCUCGGCGGAGCCGGCGGCCGAGCGGCUUUCCCAGAAGGAGGAGGAGAGGAAGAAGCUGCAGGAGGAGAUCCUGAACAGCGUGAAGGGCUGCGGGAACUGCUCCUGCUGAGAGAGGCCUCCGCCGCCACGUUCCCUCAUUCCUCACCGACGGCCCCGAGCCGGAGUCCACGGUCCGCCCGGAGAGGAGCCGGGUCGGUUCCCUUCUCCGUCUAAACCCCCCAGUCAGCGCGACCGUCUUCUCCUCCUCUCUCAAAUAAAGGCCGCCGCACGGCAAAAUGGAGGUGGAGCACAACGGGGAGUGUGUUUGGCUCUGGCUGCUGGCCAGGCUUAGAGCUUUCAUGCCAGUCGUCUGAGCCGAAGCAAAGCGUCAGAGACUCCGUGUAUGAAAUACGUGUUGUUGGAGACAUCUGUUCUCCAACAUGUCUGGCUCCUUCUCCUCAUUUUGGACAUCUGGUUUAGUGACAUCUUUCGUUGCACUGGAAACAUGUAAUCAGCCUCAUAUGCCUUGACGUGGACAGAUUUUGGAUGGAUUUAAUUUUUUAUUAUUAUUCCUAUAAAUAAACUGACCUUAGAGUUUGCAUCUCUUAUCAAAGGUGUAUACAUAUCCCAGUUCAUUCUGCAGUUGAACCCCAGACAAAGAGACGACUUGAACACUAUCGCAUAAAGGAGACGCCCCUCAGAGAGUUAUGUGCAAUCUCCACUCAAAUUAUUAAUAUAAAAGAUGGUAAUUUAACUUUUUAAGUUACUAAACCUUACAGUCAUAAGAAGAGGCAGGAGGUCUGCAUGUUUCUCACUACAUAACCUGGUUUUAUAUCUAAAAGUCUAGCAGUAAAAGGCUUUCAAAGGAGGUUUUUAACAGUGCAAAGACAGCGUUUUAGAUGUGUCCAAAGAGCGAUUCUUCCUCUGCAAGGUGCUGCGUAAGGACAGAACAUCCAUGAUCCUCCUCUGUCUGGGAGAUGUUUUGGUUGCGGGAUGCACAUUUUCCUUCAGAUCGAACCGUUUCCUUGUAUCUAUAAAUGAAGAAAUAAUAUUUGGACGUCUUGUACGACACUAUUUUCUAUUGUAAUCUGCGCCACGUUGAUGUAAAUUACCUGCAGGAGUAAUAAAUGUUUUUGUUUUUUUUCCAGCA
Fundulus heteroclitus (mummichog) is the source of this 3261-nucleotide messenger RNA. It is a transcript of the gene abcb7, whose product is annotated as ATP-binding cassette, sub-family B (MDR/TAP), member 7. Gene Ontology annotation, biological process: intracellular iron ion homeostasis; transmembrane transport. The transcript has 16 exons. Gene Ontology annotation, molecular function: ATP hydrolysis activity; ABC-type transporter activity; ATP binding. The coding region runs from base 1 to 2241 and encodes 746 amino acids. Lineage: Eukaryota; Metazoa; Chordata; Actinopteri; Cyprinodontiformes; Fundulidae. Gene Ontology annotation, cellular component: mitochondrial inner membrane. The record is from RefSeq and is a predicted model, not a curated record.